This is a messenger RNA of Podarcis lilfordi (Lilford's wall lizard), 25360 nucleotides long. The record is from the annotation of a GenBank genome assembly. NCBI's taxonomy places the organism in Eukaryota, Metazoa, Chordata, Lepidosauria, Squamata, Lacertidae.
GGGGUUGUGGGCGGGGCAUAGCCGCGUGACGGUGACGCAGCCGGGCGUGAGGAGACCAUAGAGACUCGGAACUUUUGCGCGGAGGCCGGAAGUGAGUUGGGAGUGCGGGCUCGGCGCUGAAGCCGCUGAGUUAGGGCCGUGGAAGUGAGGAGCCGACCGGCGGGGGCGGCGAAGAUGGCGUCGUUCGUUACCGUGCAGCUGAAGAAGGCCUCGGAGGUGGACUUGGCCAAGCCGCUGUGCAAGUUCAUCCAGCAGACGUACCCCGGCGGGGAGUCUCAGGCCGAGCACGUCCGCGCCGCCGAGGAGCUCCACAAGCUGCGCAAGAGCGCGCUCGGGCGCGCGCUCGACAAGCACGAGAGCUCGCUCGAGACCCUCCUGAGGUGAGCGAGCGGGGGAGGGGGAGGGGAGCAGGCGCGCGCGCGUUGGCGGCGGCCGUUGGCGGGGGAGGAGGGGGGGAGAGAACAGGUGAGGUGACGGCGAGAGUGACGCUGCGCUGCGGCCGCGCCCUCAACCGGCGAGCCGGAGCCGUUGGGCCUCUGCUCCAGGCGGGGAAGCCGCGGGCUCGCAAACGUCCCGAGCGCUUCGUUUUUCUCAGACACGGUACAAAAAAAAAAAAGUUGUUGCCGGCGGAUCAAAGUUAACGAGACAACCUCUCGGCGCAGGGUUUGCACUCCUCCCCACCCGCCGUCUGGGAAUGUGCUUUUAAACGAAUUUUAACCGAUACUCUUCCUCGUACUUUACCUUCCGCCCUCUUACACAACCCAGAGAGGGAGGCGCCUUCUCCUUCCUUCUCUUCGCCUUCGGGUUUUUUUUUAUUAUUAUUAUCAUCGUACAACUCCGGAGAUCUUGUUCCUUUAAAAGAGUGUUUAUUCCGGAGUGGCUGCUCCGAAAUAGGCGCCGCUCCGUGUCUGUGCUUGUCAUCGAUAACUCCCCCCAACCGGCCUCUAUGCUCUUUUCUUGCUUUGCCGUUUCUCAAAGCCUUCCUCUUCCCAAAGUGCAUCGUUUCGAACGGAGGGCAAACGUCCCAACAGGGCGAUCCGAUGCAGGUUUCCUUGGAAAUGAAUCGCUGUGUCCAGUGGCAGCUUAUCCUCCAGCAAAUGUGUUCAGAAAAUGGUGCCCAAGGCUUUCCAUAACGGGCGGAGCGGGGCGGGGGGGGGGAGCAUCUGUCUUUUCUCAUGGACUCCGGUGCCUUUUCGGUUGGGCCUGGAUUAUAUGGGGAUCUGUUAGCUUUUCGGCAGGGAACAAAACGAUUGCAGGUGGGAAAUGUGUAGGGAAAAGAUGGGGAAGCAUUGAAGGUGAGAGGAAUGCUGUCGAUGGUAAAGCAAAGGAACUUCCGUGUGUCAUACAGAAGUUUAUACUGCGGGAGAAAUUGAUCCGGAAGGCCCUGCACAAAGCAGCAGAUUUAGGUGUGUCCCUGCUGCCCAGACUUUGACAUAGGGUAACACGGCCUGGCAUAUGAAACUCUGGGCUGCUGUUAGCAAUGCCCUGUUUUGUAAACACUACAGUAAAGCUAUAUUUUCCCGUCUUCUGCUGCUUGGCGUUCUGAACUUGAAUGCUGCGCAGUAUGAGUGAAAUAGUGCAGAUUAAUUAUGCUCCAUUUUGCAAACAGGGCGGCAACCUAAGAGAAGUCCUUUUAAACUUUUUGGAUAGUCACUUCAUACUCUAGGUAGGAGAACCUGUUUUUCUGCUUUAUAAUUUUUUAUAAAUGGGCCAAGAACUCCAGCUGUCCCAAUUCCCAUAAGAUAAUUUUAAAAGGAUAUUAUCAGAAUGAAAGAAGAGUUUAUAAAUGAUAAUGCCAUUAAAAAUUAGGGUGGAUUGACUUACAUAAAGUUUCCCAUUUUGAAACUUCAUAUAGUUUUUGAGCAAGCAUGUAUUCUAAAUGGUUGCUCUUAACAAUUCACACACUUUGUUUAGCAAUAUUCUCCCCAUUCCUCCCCCCUGGCCAUCCCUAAAUAGGCAUGAGGGGGGUUGGGAGAACCCCCAGAACAGCACCUGGAGGGAGUAGAAGGGGAAUUGUUCCACUAGGUAAGCAGAAAUGCUUGUGAUCUCCUUAGUGCCAUGUUGAAUUCCUCCCUUAGACUUUAGCUACCUAGUGGCUUCUGGCAUGGUGUUGAAUACCGUAUUUUUCGCUCUAUAAGACGCACCAGACCACAAGACGCACCUAGUUUUUGGAGAAGGAAAACAAGAAAAAAAAUAUUCUGAAUCUCAGAAGCCAGAACAGCAAGAGGGAUCACUGCACAGUGAAAGCAGCAAUCCCUCUUGCUGUUCUGGCUUCUGGGAUAGCUGCGCAGCCUGCAUUCGCUCCAUAAGACGCACUCACAUUUCCCCUUACAUUUUAGGAGGGGAAAAGUGAGUCUUAUAGAGCAAAAAAUACGGUAAUCCCAGAAUUUUGGUUUUGGGUGAUUUCAGCAUUUACACUGAGACCACCCUGGGUAGACAAUCUUUAGAUAUCAUCUGUGUCAUGAUGUUCAUCAGCAACCCAACAUAUGAAACAGGACCUGAUUCCCCCUUCACCCCCUCCCCCAGGCGAGCAUCAGGUUCAUAGUGGACUGGAUGGGAUAAUGGUUACCCUAUUGCCAUAGUCUGACCUGGGAAGAUUUGGGCUGAUGGGAACCCCUAUUAUGAGAACAAGAAACUGGUAUUGACUGGAUGGGUCCAGGAAGUAGCUAAUGCCUUGCUGCAGGAAUUGGUGCUACCAGCUACAUUGAACAUGCCUGGAUCCAGAAGAUGAACUUUGUUGCAAACAUCCCCACCUUCUUGAGGAAAGUGGCUGCAACUUCAAGGGUGCUUGUAGGAAGCUUGUUAUUUCACUACAUUUCAAACUGGCCUAAUGCCUGGUUUUAGCAGCAAAACUGCUUUAGUAACUCUUGAUUGACUGUCUUGGGGGAAAGACAGAAGGAGUACUGUCAGCCAUGAGGGGGCUGGAGACUCAAUGUUUCCGUGGUUUGGCUUCAGCAUACGGGGCCAAAUACAAAGAGUGGCAGUGAGGAGGUGUGUUUGCUUACUUGCCCUAUGGCCAUUUUGUCCUAUGCUCUUCUGAUUUGUGUAUGAAGCCAUCAGGAGUAGGCACCUGGAGAUUUGCAGCAAAGUGCCACCAAUAAUUGAGCAACAUUCAGCUGUGUUUCUUGCAUAAUCUGCAUUUGGUGAAUGCGCUGUGCCUUUUUUUAGUGCAUGGAUGUAGUAAUGGCUUUAAUUGAAGCCAAUAAGCUGAAAAUGAAUCCUGAUAAGUCAGAAGUUCUAUGGUGUGGUAUUACUCAAAUACGGGAAAUGGGAACAUACUCUAUUCUUAAUGGGGUGCACUCCCUCUAAAGGGCCAGGUAUGUAGAUUGGACUCUCUGACUCUCUUUCUGUGCACUCUGUCACUUGAGGCCCAAGUAGUCUUCAUGAUAUGGAUUGUCUUUCUCCACCUCCAGCUGGUUCACCAGCACCAGCUGUUGCUAGACAGGGGUUGCCUGGCUAUGUUUCUGUCACCUGAUGCCUAAAUGAUAGCAAUGAGGUCUCUAGGGGAAGCGCCACCACAGGAAACAAAAAAUCCACCCACAGUACUGUAGGUGGUGGUGUCACCCAGAGAUAAGCCUCAGUGGGUGGGUUGAUACAGUUAGCCAUUACAACAAAUAUCUGGGUCCUAAGCUUUUUUGGGCUUCAGAUGUCAUGUUUAGCAUUUUGACUUUAAUUAGGAGCCGGUGGAGUUGUUUCAAUACAGGCAAGCUGUGAUCUGUUCGGAUGAUCCCUGUUAGUGAUGUUGCCACACUGUUCUGGACCAGCUGCAGUUUCCAAGCAGUCCUGAAAGACAGCUGCACAUAAAAUGCAUUUCAGUGGCCCAGCCUGAAAGUUUUCAAGGUGUGAAUAACUGGCUAGGCACAUACAAACUUGUUUUCCAGAAGUAACUCUGGAAAAUGCUCUUUUUCUGUUAUUAAUUGGGAAAAGAAACUGCCUAGGUAAAAAACAAAGCAAAGGUUUUCCUGUUUUAAAAUAAACAAAAAAGUGAGCACAUGAUUUUUAAAAAAAUACAGUACUGCUUUAUUUCAAAUGCUUGGUUUGAAACUAAUGCUGCUGUAAAAUAAAGAUUCAUAAAAAGAAGAGCCAUAGUCCACAACCUGUUGCUCAUUCACUGAAGUAAUUUAGUGACUGAUCUGAAAGUGUUUUUAGUGGUUAUAUUAAAAGCAUUUUUACCUAAAUAUGGAUCAAUAUAUUGAUAUAAUGUUGCUAAAAUUGCAGUCUGUAAACAUCUGCAGAAUGCAAAAUAGUUACCUCUGAAGUGCUCACAUCUAACUUAGAUCAUGUAUGAUCUAGUUGAAAUUCCUGCAUUGUUGUUUUCUUGGUAUGUUGAUAGUCACUUUAUGACUUUUUAUAAAGCAAACAUCACUCUUAUUCUUAUGCAUAUUUACUUACUUAUUUCAGAUACUAUGAUCAGCUGUGUUCCAUAGAGCCAAAAUUUCCAUUUUCUGAGAAUCAGGUAAUGCAUUAUGUCUCGUUAAACAUUGUUUUGAUAGGCAUUGAAAUGCCCCAAGAGCGGCAUGAAACUGAGUGGAUGGCAGUUUCUGUUCAUGUGUAUGAGACUGAAGUCUUAUCCUUGAAGAACAAUAGCAACCAUUUUAUAGCUGUUGUAUACGUGGAAAGAGGGACCGAUGCUUUGAAGCAAACUGGCUUCACAAGCGAUUUGUAUGUGUAUAAUUAAAUGACUCCCAUUAAAAUUAAUGACAGUUCAAAUAACUUUACUGUGUUCAACAUGCUUAUAGUUAUUAAUUUGGAGUGGAGGCUGCAAGUCCAGAUGUGCUUUUGCUUGAUAGAAGAGAUUGAGAAAGAUUGCUGUGAAUGUGUUCAGAGCCCCCAUUUUCAUCAGACCAUUGCUGUUUUCCUGACAAUUUGUUCUGCAUUUUGCUUAAUAAUGUAAUUCUUACUUUGAGCUUUAAAACUUUUGUCUGCAUUUGGCAUGUAUAUUUCUGCUUAGAUUUUCUUGGAACGCCUGCAUCAAUUACCCCUCCCCCCCCCCAAAAAACCUGGUACCCUCCAUGUGUUGUUGGACUACAGUUCUCAUCAUCCCUGACCUUUGGCUUUGUUGGAUGGGGUUGAGGAGCCUUGGAGUCCAGUAACAUAUGUAGGGCAAGAGGAUGGGGAAGACUGAUCCAUAUCUUUCUUAAAACUGGAAAUUAACUUUCUGUUCUCAUACUUACAGAUCUGUGUAACCUUUACCUGGAAAGAUGCUUUUGACAAAGGGUCGCUCUUUGGAGGAUCUGUCAAACUUGGUAAGCUUCUCCUAUGAAAAUGAAAUCUGAGUUAAAUUGUAUAGUAUUGAGAUACAGAAAAAUAAGUGAAAUUUGUACAGCCUUUCAGUUCCAUGUUUUCAGUCAUCAUUUUAAAAGAUCAAUAUUUGAAAGAAGCCAUAUAUUUAUAUUUACCAGCUAGCUGAGUGCAAGCAGGGGAUUCCUGAAAAUGUAAUUCUAUACACAGAAUGCAGGCAUAUGUUCUCUAUAUCAAGGUUGAGUUAGGUUUUUUUUUUUUUUAAAAAAAAGUGCAUUGAGGCAUUUCUAAAGUAAUUAGAAUAUUUAUACUUGCAAAAUGUAUACUUUCCAUGCACAUUUUCUUUCAGCUUUGGCAAGUUUGGGCUAUGAAAAGACUUGUGUGCUGUUCAAUUGUGGAGCAUUGGCUAGCCAGAUAGCAGCAGAACAGAAUCUUGACAGUGAUGAAGGAUUGAAAGCUGCUGCUAAACAUUAUCAGGUAUUUCUUUUUCUCUCUAACAUAUGAUUGAAAUUGCUAUUAGUUGUCUUGAAAUUUGGCCAUGUAUGAUUGAUUCUAUGUUCAAAAAGCUACACCUUGGUUGUGGGACAAUGACCUUUCAUUCUUGGACAAGGUGGUGAGAAAUAUAUAGUGGGUUUAUUCACUUUGAAACACAGCAAACCUGGAUUUAAGUUGUAGCUUUGCCAUAUAUAAAUUGGCUGCCCUAGGGCAUCAUGCUACAUUUCAAAUUUAUUCUGGUUCAGAUAGGGAACCAGUAGUCUGACUUAAAAGGGAGCAAAUCCUAUGAAAAGCAUAGUUGGAAUUGCAUGUGUUCACUUUUCUUUGGAAUAUGAGAGGCUGCUGGGCAGCAAAGCCUACCUCACCCCAUUCUGUUUUUGAAAACUGAGGAAGCAUAUGAAACAGCUAACUGUAUCAUGACAACUGUCUACACCAUCUGUCUGGUACCCUUCAGGUUUUUCUGUUAUUAUAACUCUUGUCAGCCCCAGCCAGCACGAUGAGUGGUCAGGAAUGAUGGGAGUUGUAGUCCAAAACAUCUGGAGGGCACCAGGGUGGGGAAGGUUAGUCUACAUACUUCAAAAGGUCUGAACUGCUGAGGGAAGUACAUAGGCCUUAACUCUGAGAUCAUUGAAGGAAUUUGGAAAGACAUCAGUUGACACCGUCACUGUUUGCACAGAUGGGAGUAUUGUCAGUUUUUUUCAGGUGUCCUGAAAAGAAACAACAAACAACAUUCUUGGAUAUCGGCACAGACAUGACAAUGAUUUAAAGAAUUAUACUUUUAUAGAUUUCCCUUUCAUAGCAAUUUAAAAUAGGCCACAAUAUAGUUUUCUAAUACAGAGGAGGUAUAUUUUACAGACUUAGAAAAAAAUGUGACUUUUGAGCUCUUAGUGUUUAAGCAGCAUUGCCUCUCUGUCUUGCUGUAACCUCAGAAUUGUUGGUGUUAGCAUCACUCGGUCUAGCUCAAAAAUCUGAGUUCUACUAAAUACAAAACCAGCAGAAGCCUAAACAUGCAAGAUGUUUGUUCAUCAUGAUAUCAAACAUGUGUCUUUAAUAGAAUAUCAUUUUCUCUCAAGUUUGCUAGUGGUGCCUUCCAGCACAUUAAAGAUACUGUCCUCUCGUCAUUAAGUCGAGAACCUACAGUGGACAUCUCCCCAGAUACAGUUGGAACACUAAGCCUAAUCAUGCUGGCUCAAGCUCAAGAAGUCUUUUUUCUAAAAGCUACCAGAGGUAUGUAAUGGUCUACUUGUAAUAUUUACAUUUCAGUUUUUUGUUUUGCUAGGAACUACAACAAUUAGCAUUGCUCCUAAUUUCAAUGAAAAGCUUUUCAGUGUGGUCAGCUGAGCAGUCCCAACUGGAGAAGACCUUCCCCAGAGUUUGGAGAGGAUGUCCCCUUUGGGCUCUGGGGAGGGUCUCAUUGCAAGCCUGCAAGUGGCACUUUGUUGAGGCUCUUCAGGUUUCUUCUCCCUAAUUCUGGAUUUCUGGGGCUACGUGUAAAUUGAACACACGUAAAUAGGGGUUGCCUAUAUAUUCCACUGUGUCCUCUAACAUGCACAUUCUGCAACCUCACCUGCUACCACAGCUAAGGAGCAGCUAGUGAACCACUGUCUUUUAUUAAUUUACCCUUAGUAAUGUAGAAAAUUGAUUGGGCCACUUGAUAAAUUUAUUUCAUAUUUUGCUGUAUUUAUAUAUGCAUUUAUAUCCCAUCUUAAAAAAAAUAUUACAAUGCAGCAAGCAAAAUAGUAUGAGCAAUAAAAUCUAUUAGUAACAUGCUGCUGGUUACAAACAAGCACAGCAACUGUUUGCUCUGGAGCUGGUUUGUUUUUUAUUAAGAUCAUGUAUUUCUGAAAGCUUAAUAAGAUUAUUGUAGGCUAGUAGAUUGCUAGAGUACUGACAUUUGAUUUAUAAGUUUGAGUAGAAAAUGUGGGGAGCAGUAGUUGUGGGGGGAAGUAUGGAUCAUCAUAUGCAUUUUAGAAGUGCAUCAACCAUUUGGAUUAUUUGCAAAGCAGAUUUGAAGAUGCUAUAAUAUAACUUUCACACAACAGCCUAGUUAAUACUUGGAUUUAAAAAGUGUGGUUCAAAACAGUGACAUGAUUAGAGCUUGCAAACCCUGAUAAGGCUCUUCUACCAAGUUUAUGUUGUAGAUGUGGAAUAUAAUGUCUGAUAACUGGACUUCCUUUUGGAAAUCUAUUAUUUGAUUUAGACAUUUCUGAGAAAUAUUGUAUUCUAUUAAUUCUAAGAGAUUUGAAUGAAAUUCUUUAAUAGGCUGUAAGUUCCAAAAGCUAAACAAUGUGGCUGCUUUAGUGUACAUAAAAUUUUCAGAACUUUUAACACAGACCACACAUUUCCACUGGAUUUUAAUAUGAUCUUACUCCUGUAAGUUGUACAUGCAAAAAGUACUGCCUUGCUACUGCUUUUCAAACUGUCAUAUGUUUUAAUGGUAUCUAUAUUUUGUUUUAGAUAAAAUGAAAGAUGCCAUCAUUGCUAAACUUGCAAAUCAAGCUGCUGACUAUUACGGCGACGCUUUCAAACAGUGUCAGUACAAGGAUACAUUACCCAAGGUUAGUAACUUCCUAGUGAAGGCGGCUUAUGAAGAAAGGAAAAUUUAGGAAUCAUAACUAAAUUUUGAAGAAUCCCACAUGAAGCCAAUGAAUACUUGCUAAUUGUUAUAGAUUUAGGAAAGCACAUGGAUUCAUUCCAACUUGUUGCUUCAACAUUAUGUCCUUCAGUUAGACAAUCUGGUUUAUUUAUUUAAAUUUAUAUACUGCUUGAUUGUAAAAAAUACAAACCUGUAAAAAAUGUUUUUACAAAAUUUUUAUUUGGGAUGUUUCUCUGACUCUCCCCCUCUGCCUGGGAAUGUGGUUUCAAUUCUUUACUAAAAAAUUAAUUCAAACUAACAUACUUCGUAAUGGAACUUAUGCUUCGGUCUUUACUGUACCAUCCUCUUUCGCAACCAAAAAACUGAUCUUGAGAUAGGCUUGGUGGCAGUAUGCGUGUGCUGUUGCUUGAUUUCAUGGCUUUCAGAAACAGAUAAUAAAAGCAAAAAUGUUAUUUCAAACUUCCUCCUUUUCAAGAUGUACGUUAGCUGUACUUGUGUCUCAGUUAUUUGGAUGCAGUCGCAACUCUAGAGUUGGUGUAAGGGCCUGUGUAAGUUAGUAAUAUGGUGCUUUUGUUAGGAGACAUUGCUGCUGGCUUGGAUAUCAAUCCUUAAAUUUUCAGAGGGGCUAUGUUUUCAGGUUCAGCAGCCCUCCUUUUCCUUGCUAUAGUUGCCGCUUGAGUUCAUGUGUCAACACUUUUUAAAUUAAUUUAGUAAAAGGGCUGGGUGUUGCUUUUCCACUAGAUUUGCCCCUUUGCUUCAUGCUCAGCACAGCUACUGAGAGUGAGCUAGGAAAGUCAGGAGGAGCUGAUAACAGGAUGGACCUUGGAAUAUGUGCACUGGUAUGCAGUUCAGUAAUUAUGACUCAUUCAUUUUAUGCCAACUUACACCUUGUUUACAUGUGCAACACAUAUAGCCUAUUCUGUGUCAAACCUUAAACCUGGUUGCAGGUGGAGAUCAUUUUUAAAGACUCUGUGUAUGUUUCAUAGGAAAGCAACAGGCUUUUAAAACGUUGCUGUAUUCUACCACUACCUUUUGUUGUGUGUAUAGACCAGACAUAAAGCUUUUUGUAGACCAGACAUAAAGCUUUCUUGGAAGAAUGUUUUAAAGUUUGAAUUCCUUUUGCACAAGCACUUUCAGUGAGGCUGCAAAUAGAAGAUGAUGUAACCUCUUACGUAAUCAUUGACAGGGAAGUAAUUAGAAGCUGCUUCAACAAUUGGAUCCAUUUUGCUAUGUUAGUCAAGUUUACACAUACUGUCUGUUCCACAUUGUCAUAUCCAGCAACUUCAAGAUGAAUUCUUCCCAUGUGAAUUGGCAGAUCACAGGGAUUCUCAAGAAUAGCACAAUCACAGUAGUUCCUCCUUGAAGAAUUAUGCUCAGUGGAUCUCUACCUCUUUCUGUGCAGUUAUGUAUUUAAUAUUCAGUAAGAACUUAAGCCUGCCAAUGGCCCAUUUAGUCCAGCAUCCUGUUUUCCUGGUGGUCAGCCAGAUGUUUGUGGGAAGCUGGGAAGCUGCACUCUCCUUGUGUGAUUCCUAGUACAGUAACUGCAUUCAGAGACCUCAGACCAUGGAGUUAGAACAUAGACAUUGUGGCUAGUAGCCAUCAAUAGUUUUAUCCUCCAUGAAUUUGUCUAAUCCUUUUUUUGAAUCCACCCAAGUUGGUGGCCGUCAUAACCUCUUGUGGGAGCAAAUUCUGGAGUUCUCCAUGCAGUAUGUGAAGAAAUUCUUUCUUUUGUCUGUCCCGAAUUUUCCAACAUUAUUUCAACAUUACUUCAAGUUCUAGUGUUAUGAGCGAGGGAUAAAACUAUUUCUCUAUCCACUCUUUCCACACCUUGUAUAAUUUUAUACACCUCUUUCACAUCUCAUUUUGCCUUUUCUCUAAGCUAAAAAGCUCCAAAUAAGAAAAAGCAGUUGCCAUGCAGAGAAAUAAAGCUGUACAUAGAUGCAUAUGUGGACUGACCCACAUAACUGUGAACCUUGUAACUGGCAAAAAAUGGCUCUAUAUUGCUCCUUUGUGUGAUCUUAUACUGGCUUCUGUUCAUAUAGUUGGAACUAUAUGGAAUAGCUGGUUGGCAUCCCAGCUGUACUUCCUCAUUCUUAUUUGAGUUGUUAAUCUUUGUUAAAUAAGAUUACUAAGCUUGGGUUCAGUUAGCUGAACUGAACUACUAAGCAAAUUUAAAAUGUGCCCAAAUUAUAUUUAUUUUUAUACAGCUGUGCUCAUACUUCCACCAAACUUCAUCCAUGUAAUGUUACAUGGGUGGGUGUCCAUGGCUUCUCAUGUCUUAACCUUUCUAAACCAUUAAUUGGGUGACUCUAAUGUCCUGUUCUUCUUCCUCUUUCCUCCUGCAUCCCAUGUUGUCUGUGAUGGUUUAUGUGGUUGGACUUUCCCCUGGUCAGUAUUUUUAUUUCCAGGAGGUGUUUCCUGUUCUGGCAGCAAAACACUGCAUAAUGCAGGCCAAUGCAGAAUACCACCAGUCUAUCCUGGCAAAGCAACAGAAGAAAUUUGGCGAAGAAAUCGCAAGAUUGCAAGUGAGUAACGUCAUUUCCUUUUUAGAAUGCUGUAAUUGGUUCUGGCUCUAGAAAGAUUUAAGUAUUGCCGGGGGGGGGGGGGGGGGCACCUGAAGACUUUUAAAAAUCACCUCGCAUCUGAUUUCAACCUCAAUUAGGAGGCUGAAGUCCAAGCCUGCAACAGUGUUAACUAAUGUACAGUGGUACCUCGGGUUACAUACACUUCAGUUUACAUACGCUUCAGGUUACAGACUCCGCUAACCCAGAAAUAGUACCUCGGGUUAAGAACUUUGCUUCAGGAUGAGAACAGAAAUCGUGCUCCAGCGGCGCGGCGGCAGCAGGAGGUGCCAUUAGCUAAAGUGGUGCUUCAGGUUAAGAACAGUUUCAGGUUAAGAGCGGACCUCGGGAACGAAUUAAGUACUUAACCCGAGGUACCACUGUAUUCCAUUUUGACAGUAAAAAAUUAACUGGAUGAUAAUUCUAUAGGAUGAAACAGAGUUUCUCAAACUGUGUUCUGCAGAAGCAAUCCAAGGGAUUGUAAAAGAAAGUUGUGAGAUUCAUUGAGCUGCAGCCACACAUAAUCAAAUGUACCACUUGAGCAAUUGUCCUGGAAAUCAUUUCCCCUUGCCAUGCUUUCCAGGGGUCGAAUCAGUAGUGGUAGGCAGAGCAGCAUUGCUUGCCUGGCUUUCCAAUGUUGAUAUGCUCCUGCCAGUUACCAAAGGCCAGCUGCCUCCAACCUCCCAUUCUCAGUAACCAGCAGCAACUUGUGGUGUUGGGAAGCCAGGUAAGCAAUGCUGCUCUGCCCAUGACAACCCACGACUGUGUUAGUGGUGCCAUUCAAGCACACACCACGAGAAUCCUUUCCCCUCCCGUUAGCACUUUCUAUUGAACUGCAGUCUGAUGGCAAGAAUUAAAUAUGCUGCUUCUUUAACAUAGUAAGAACUGUCUCAGAUAAGGGCCAAAGACUUUAAGGUUGACAAAGCAAAAACAUCUCCCUUCCACAGCAAAAAUAAAGAUUUUAAGAUGGAAGUGGCUUUCAUUACUCCUAAUGGCUACCACAGUGACAUUGAAACAAGGAUAAUAACAAUAAGAGUUAUUGUUAUUAUUUUAUUUAUUUAAUUUAGAUACUGCCCUUGAUGAAAAGAUCCCAGGGUGGUGUACAAUGUUAAGAACUCAUUUCACGGAGCGUAGUAAUGAAAACAUAGCACAAAGCAUAAUAGUAAAAUAAUCAUCAUAACUAUCUCCCCUGCACCACACCUUUAACAUGCCAUAGAUUAUUUAAUGGCCAAAGGCCUUUGUAAAAAAGGAAUGGUUUUGCCUGGUGCCUAAAGCCAUGCAAUAACGGCAAGAGGUGAGCCUCUGGGGGGGAGCAUUCUACAAAUGGGAGCCACUACAGAAAAGGUGUGUUCUUGCAUUGUCACCCUCCGAACCUCUCAGGGAAGGGGGACAUAGGGAAGGGCCUUGGAUGACAAGAGCAGAGUCUGGGUCAGUUCGUACAGGGAGAGGUAUUGAGGUUCUGAGCUUUGUAAGGCUUUAUAGGUCAACACCAGCACUUUGAAUUGGGCCCAGAAACUAAUUGGCAGCCAGAAGGCCGGAUUGGCGUUAUAUGCUUAAUGUGAAUAAGUGUGUGUGUGUGUGUGUGUGUGUGUGUGUAUACAGACACAUUUCUGUUUAUAGUACCAAGCUUUUUGUCCUUUCAUAUUUCCUCUUCCUCCUGUUCUAGGAAAAGGUGGAUUCUGCUGGGUUUUUUGCAGCAAAUAUAUUGUCACUAAAAAGGCACCUGAGCACUAUAAGAGUAACGUGUUCUGGACAUACUACGGUUUAUUCAUUUUUAUUGGGUUUAUUUUUUAUUGCUGGGUGUUUGUUAGGGACUUUGACCUAGCUUGAAACAGAAGUGUAUCUUUUGGGAAUCAGUUUAGAUAUUUAACUCUACUGGCAUUGAAAGUUUCAAUCCCAUAUUCACUUACAUGACAGUAAGUCCCAUGAAAUACAACAGGGCUUACUGAGUAGGCAUGUACAGUAUUGCACUGUAAAAGAGGAUAUCUGAACAUUAUGUUAGAAAGCAUUGGAGCAGAAACUAAAUAUUUGGUUCUGUAAAUUCCUGGCAAACACCUUGCAAACUCUUUUGGAUAUGUAUGUUACCUUUAUAGUCCUGAUUGUUUCUAUAUUAGAUAUUGCAGUUGUAUGUAGAAACCAAGUGUUAACUUUAACUUUAUUUUUAAUUUAGCAUGCUGCCGAUCUAGUAAAAACAGUGGCAUCUCGCUAUGAUGAAUAUAUAAAUGUAAAAGACUUGUCUGAUAAAAUCAGCCGUGCACUUACAGCUGCUAAGAAGGACAAUGACUUCAUCUAUCAUGACAGGAUACCUGAUCUUAAAGAUCUAGAGCCUAUUGGAAAAGCCAGUCUUGUGAAAGCCACUCCAGUUGUUGUCCCCUUGAGUCAGAAAUUUACUGGUAAGCAGGCUUUUUAUUGCAAUCUACCAUUUAACAUACAUUACAGCCAACAGUAACUUUCUAAUUUUUGGACUUAUGUUUUUGGACCUACCACCUUUUCACUAAAUGCUCAAGGGAGUGUAUUUUCUUGCUAUUGCGAGAUGUAUUGGUAAUCUUUCCAUUUUGAAGAUGGACUAACUGCUUCUGAAAAAGUUUAGUUUGCCUAUCACUGAGCAGUUGCUUAUUUAUUCACCUGCACCCCACCUUUUUCCCUGAUGGGACUCAAGGUAACUUACACAUAAAAAUGCAAACUGCUAAAAACAGGGGGGGAAAUAAUUAAAACAAUUAAGCAUUGUUAGAAGUAAAACUAUAUGCAUAUAUUAAAUCUAUUAAAAUCCAUGCAGAUAAUUUAAAUUAAAACAUUACGGCACCAGCCCUUUCAUUAAAAGUCCGUUUGCAAAAGCCUGUUAGAAGAAAAAUGUUUUGAGGUGUUCUUGUGUUAAACGUCGAUACUUUGCCUGUGUUAAAAUUUUGGUUGAAAGACUUCCCUUUCCAGAAGGCAAUGGAGAGCAUGUGCUGGUGGUUUGAUCUUUCCAGAUAAGUACCCUGGGGAGGUAGAGGUAUAAGCAUUGGGGUUUUUUGGUCAUCUUAGUAAUACUGCUCAUUUUAUAGAUUUGUUUGAGAAGAUGGUUCCCCUGGCAGUGCAGCAAGCUCUCACUCUCUACAACCAAAGAAAGGCAGACUUGGUUAACAGAUCAAUAGCCCAGAUGAGGGAGGCCACCAAUCUGGCAAAUGGGUGAGUUGAUGAUUCUGAGGUCUGACUUGGUAAAACAUUGCAUUCGUUUGGCAUGCCAAAGAGAUACUUUUGAAUAAAACAGAAGUUCAGUAUUAUUAAAGGUACGUUUUCAUGUCAUUUAAAUUUAUAUGUUGCCAAAAUUGUGUUUGGCAUUUGAAGAGUACAAUGACACUCAUAAAAAGAAGUCUUCAUUAGCAGUGACACCAUCAAGUAUUUUGUGUGUGGCAGAAAGCACACUGGACAAUUUGACUUUUACUUCAACGAUACUUGGUACAGGCAGCCCCCCUCCCGCCAUUUUAUGCAUGUUCAACCUGGAAGUGACCCGGAAAUGUCAUAAAGACUUCACUGAAACAUUCCUAAAAGGGCGAGGUGGGCAUUUGCAGGCUUUUUCAAUGGGUUUCCAUUAUAUGCAAUUUCACCUAUGCGAGCGGUGCUUUGGAACGUAACCUCUGUGUCAAUUGUGGGCUGCCUGUAAUUUUACUUUUUGCUACAGCAAACAGAAUAGUACAAGAGAAGACAGUAUAUUCUUAUACAUUGUUAAACGGGAAUGUUAACUCCCAACAAACUGUCAGUCAAGUGUCUUUAAAAGCUGGUUGGUGUCAAUUGAAGUGUCAAAUUGUCCUUCCCAGAGUGCUGGCUUCCCUCAAUCUCCCCGCUGCCAUAGAAGAUGUUUCUGGGGAUAGUGUUCCUCAGUCCAUUUUGCAGAAGUCUAAGUCUGUGAUUGAACAGGGAGGCGUCCAAACUAUUGAUCAGUUGAUGAAAGAUCUUCCGGAACUGUUACAGAGAAAUAGAGAGAUUCUGGAUGAGGUAAGCCUACAGUAAUACCAAUAGUCUAUACCGUUAGCACUUCAACUUACAUUUUACCAUAUUGUGGUAGUGGCAAAACCUGAGCUGAUAAAUUCUCACAUGUUCUUUGUUUAUUUACAAGAAACUAGAUCACCAUCUGUUUUAAAAAUAGAUUCCAUUUGAUUGGAUUCCAAGAUUUCAGUGUAUGUAUAUUCAUAUUUUGUUUCCCAAUAAAGGGAUGCGGGUGGCGCUGUGGUCUAAACCACAGAGCCUAGGGCUUGCAGAUCAGAAGGUCGGUUGUUCGAAUCCCCAUGACAGGGUGAGCUCCCAUUGUUCAGUCCCUGCUGCUGUCAACCUAGCAGUUCGAAAGCACAUCAAAGUGCAAGUAGAUAAAUAGGUACCGCUCUGGCGAGAAGGUAAAUGGAGUUUCUGUGCACUGCUCUGGUUCGCCAGAAGCAGUUUAGUCAUGCUGGCCACAUGACCAGGAAGCUGUCUGCGGACAAACAUCGGCUCCCUCGGCCAGUAAAGCGAGAUGAGCGCCUCAACCCCAGAGUCGUCUGUGACUGCACUUAACUGUCAGAGGUCCCUUUACCUUUAUAUGCAUAUUAUGUGUGUGUGUAAAAAUAUGCAUUGGGUGUUCAUAGGAAAUAGGUUUUCAAAGCAACACUGGAUUUGUUUCAUUCUAAAGACAUUGGGUGAUACCCAGUUCUGGCAGUCUGCUUGCAGAACAACUGUUCUACUAAGUAGGAACCUCAUUUUAGCACAGACCGACAGCCAGAUCCAGUGGAUGUUGUCUGCUUGUGAAUGAUAGUGCACAGUGACUAACACAACUGCUGCUAUCAUAGUUCUUGGUAACGGUUAUGCCUGUGCACUACUGUUUGCUCAACGAAUGCUCCAGCUUUCAAAACCUUUCACGAACACUGUUGAAUCUUGCCCACUUGCUUAAAUCCAGACUAAGUUGAAAUUGGAUGCCAUUCAAAUAAUUGGGAAAAGUUACAGGUACAGGUGAAGUCUACAUUCAGCACACUUUGCAUCGAUCCAGCCUUUCUUUAUGGUUUGAAGUUAUUUACGGUAAUUAAAAUAUUUUUAAAUAAUUUUAGUCUCUAAGGAUAUUGGAUGAAGAAGAAACAACAGAUAAUGAACUAAAGAACAAGUUCAAGGAACGUUGGCAAAGAACACCAUCAAAUGAUCUUUAUAAGCCUUUAAGAGCAGGUAAUAUUUGUUCUUCAUAACCUGGUACUGAGUUGCUGAAAUAUAUUGGCAUGAAGCUGAAUUCUGUGUUGAGAUUUAUCCCAAAAGGGAUUGGAGUGAUAAGGAGAGACAUCAGAGGAAGCAGAGUAAGAGCACCAUUCAUUGGACUCUGAACAACAGGUGGUCUCUUCUAAGUUCCUCUCUGGUCUGGUUACCUAGGUUUAGCACACCAGUGGCAAAAAGUAGUUGUACUACGUAUCAGUUCAGUAUAAUUCAGAAUAGUAAGAUUUCAAAUAAUAGGAUGAAAUGCACCAUAUUUGCUUACUCUUUGGGGAAAGGUGCAGAAUGGAGAUAGGAGAGCAACUUAAUUCUAUACUUAAGAAUUCAUUAUGCUGAAGAACCUUAACUUGAUACAUUACGGACCCCUUCAACUAUUUUUAAGUUUUACUCAUUGUCUCACAUUGUCCUCAGCAUGUGUGCUUUAAUUAUUGAGACUGAUUUUAUUUUAUUUUUUGCUGCUUUUAUUUCUUGAAUUUUCUUGUAUUGCAACUUGAAAUCUGUGGAAUUAAGAUCGUAAUAUGAUAAAGUAUGAUAAAAAUAGCAAUAAAAAUAGUUAAAAAUCAUACAGCAUCUAGCAUAAUACAUUGCAGUUGUUACAACAGAAAAAGCAUUAAGGGUAGACCCAGACAAUCUGCAGAUUCGAGUGGUUCAUGGGGGUGGGGGUGAGUUUGAGAAUCAUACCUGUUUUUAUAAGUUGUGUGCUGAAUUAUUUUUACUUUAGUGUUUUACUGUUUUGGAGCCAGCCCUGGGAUCAUGUGAUGAGGGGUGGACUAAAAAUUAUCUUUAUAAGUGGGUUUCAAUCAAUGGAAUUGUUUAAAUUCACACAAACACCAAUUUACUAAAUUAUUUGUAACACAGACUAAGUUUUUAAACUAGUAAUUGUACAGUAUUUUGUGUAUUGGUAAAAGAUGCAUGCUUGAGCAUCGGAUGAACCUAUUUAUUUAUUUAUUUUUUAUUUUUUGUAGAGGGAGCCAAUUACAGCAAUAUCUUGGAUAAAGCUGUGCAAGCUGACAAACAGGUUAAGGAACGUUACCAAUCGCAUCGUGAUACAAUUUCACUAUUAUGUAAACCAGAACCAGAACUGAAUGCAGCAAUUCCGUCAGCAAAUCCAGCAAAAACUAUGCAGGGAAGCGAGGUAAGAGAUUUAGAAAUUGCAUAUAAAGUUUCUUAACAAUUCUUAAUGAUUCAGUUCUUGAUUGAUAAUGUUCUGCCUUGAGAGACUACUAGAUAGAUUUAUUUAUUGCAUUAGCCGAGUGGCCAUAGCAUGAUAUACAUUGAAAUAACAACAUAAAAUGGGGGUGGGGAGGUAGAGGUAGACAUCGUCCUGGGCGAAUACUUAAAGAAAGUGAAAAAAAAAAAAAAAAAAGACUACUUAAAACAGGCUUCUUCAACCUCGGCCCUCCAGAUGUUUUGAGACUACAAUUCCCAGCAUCCCUGACCACUGGUCCUGCUAGCUAGGGCUCAUGGGGGUUGUAGGCCAAAAACAGCUGGAGGGCCGAGGUUGAGGAAGCCUGACUUAAAACUUAGGGUGAAGGGUUGUAAAAAUCUCCCUUAGAUAUUACAGGAGCACUGUUAAAGUGCUGCUUUCAUGGGUUCAUCUGACAACCCUGCUGUAAUGACCGGAAGCUUAUCACAGACUAGUCAUGGCCAAUUGCUCAAGUACUUAGCAUCUGAAUAUUGUUUCUGAUCCUGAAUGAGCAUUGGUUACAUGGAAAUGAUGUGUUUGUUUGGCAUCAGUCAUACUGUGUGGCAUAUUUAGACAUUAAAAUGAGGUGAACCAUUGGAAAAACACUGCUAAAGAUAAUGCAACGCAACCUUCUAAGAAUUACUUGUAGAAUAAUUCUACCUGGUUAAAGCAGUGGGAGAGAUGUGACAAUAGAGCCCAGUUUAUCAGCUUUGAUGAGAGACCAACUGGUGCUUGCAUUUGCUUGUUUUCCUCUUCCUGCCCCACCAUUUCUUCCAUGUGCUGUGUUUUUGUUUUUUACUUUGUAAGCCUGCAAGCAGGGACUGUUAACGUUCAAGACUUAGUAAAUUUUGUACAUGAGAGGAUGAUGUUAAUUUUAAAGUCUUCCAACGCAGCACAGAAACUUAAUCAUCUAUUAGGAAGAACUUCAUUUGAAAGGCAAAAUUAAUGGGACACAGGAGAUUGGGUUUUUUGUGUUGUGCUUUUUACAUAAAAAAUUCUGCAAGGCCUUCCCAGAUUACCUGAGUGUCAUGGCAUGGAAUGGAGAAUGGCCUACCCUGUUUGCCGUCCCCACCCAAUCUAUCUGAUAUAAAUUUAUAGGUCCUUGUAAGCAGCUCAUCAUCAUGAUCCAUUUUGUAAUUAAAAGCAAAAAUCAGAAAACUUCAUGGCCAGAUCUUCUAUAUGCCAUUUCAUUUUGCCCCAGAUUGGUCAAGUCUGUGUUCUGUGAUGCAACAAACUUAUCAGUGAGUUGGCCUCUGUAAGGCCCAGCCUUGCUAAGCUAAUUUUUUCAACGUACAGUCUUGAUGAUGCAGUAGUGGGAGAAAAUAAGUAUUUCAAAAACAACUGCUAGUUCUGACUCUUCUCUUUCUGGUGCAUAGUGGGAAAUAAGACUUAACAAGUGCCUCAAAGGACCAACAGUUAAUUGCACUUUGCUUUCUAGGUGGUGAAUGUCCUAAAAUCCUUGCUAGCUAAUCUGGAAGAAGUGAAAAAGCAGAGAGAGCAAUUAGAGAAUGAUCUGAAGGCAAUAAACUUUGACAUGACAACAAAAUUCCUAACAGCCCUUGCACAGGAUGGUACUUUAAAUGAAGAAGCCAUUUCUGUCACUGAGCUGGAUCGCAUUUACGGUAGUCUCACCCACAAAGUACAGGAGACCCUGAAAAAACAGGAGGAGCUGCUCAACAACAUUCAGGUAGUCUUAUUUUCUUUGUGAUACAUUUUAAGGGCCAGUUUGGCACAGUUGGUACCUGGGGGGCAGGGUGCUGGUAGUCAUUGAUUUCAGUGUGCUUGUAUCAAUUCAAACUUGCAAUUCAAACUUCUUCUAGUAGAUAAAUGUAUUUAUCUUAGUAGAGAUAAAUGCCUAUGGAAUAGUAUGAACUUUGUGAAACCCUCUUAAAAUGCUUUCUUUUUUCUCAUGGUAGAAUUCACAUCAGGAAUUUUCUAAGAUGAAGCAAUCAAAUAAUGAAUCCAAUUUAAGAGAAGAAGUUCUAAAGAAUUUAGCAGUUGCUAAUGACAAUUUUGUGGAACUUGUAGCCAACCUGAGAGAAGGCACAAAGGUAUCGUAAGGUCCAUCACCACAAAAAGCAAUACCACAGGUUUUAUUUUCUUCUUUUCCCUGGUCUGAUUGAUUAGUGAGUUUCAACAGGUGCAAUGUAAAGCAUUGCAAAAGCCCACUUGAAUAAAUGUAUAUACUAUAUUCUAGAGAGAACACAGGUCUUGAAUUAUAAAAGUUGAAAAUGGGGUGACAUUUCAUGUACUUAAUGCUACUUUGAUGGGAUGGGAUGAAAUGCCACAAAUUUCGGAGCAAGUAUUUAUGACCUAUAAUGACAAUAAGCAAUAAAACUGAAAGGGGGAAAUUCUAAACGAAAUACAAACAAAAAAUUGGAAGUUUGGGAAAUGGCAUCCCUUUGAGUUAUACAGAACCAAUAAAGAAGAGUUCUUAAUAUGUUCCUCUCAUUGCAGCCUUGAGUCUGCUUUGAAGUUAACACCUGUAGCACCUCUUUUUAGCAGAGAAAUGGGAAGAUAGAGAACAAGAGAGAAAAACUAAAAAAGAGAAUGGAAGACCCUGGCAGCCUGUUUGUUGGGGGUGUAUUGUUUUUUGUUUUAAACAUUUAUUCAUUUAAUGUUUAUUCAUUUAUUGCACCAUUUAUUCAUUUAUUGCACCUUUCAUCCCACCUUUCUCACCGAGGAGCUGGAGAGAUGGCUUGCAUAGUUUUCAUUUAAUCUCCACAACAACAACCCUGUAGGGUAGGUUAGGCCCAAGGUCACCCAGUGAGCUUCAUGGCUGAGUGGAGAUUUGAAGCCUGGUCUCCCAGGUACUAGUGGGGGUGUAUUGUAAUCAAAACUAGUGGGGGUGUAUUGUAAUCAAAACUUCUAGCAUUGCAAAUGGCACAAGGGAGGCAACAGAGGAAAGAGGUUGGGCUAACAGGAACAGUAUAUAAUUUGUUGCAGUGAUACUUAGGCUUAGCGCAGUAGAUAAGGUAUACAUUCCCUUUGUAUACAAGGUACAUUAUGUGUCCAGUCGUUGAUGUUGAGUGGACAGUGAGAUUUUUAAGCUUGUAAAACCAGAGCCUUUGUUCCAUCUGAAACACAUGCAUCUUAUUUAGGGCUCUUUGGACCAGAAUGUAAUGUAGUACGAAGUGAAGAAAUGUCAAAUCAUGGUCAUGAGAAUUGUCAGUUGACAUAUAUGGUCUUCACACUGUCCCUUAAGCACCUGCAGACUGUUUGCAUAUAAUUCCUUUGUAUGCAGUUCCACAUUUGCUUUUCCUAAUGGCGAUGCUGGAAAUAGCAGUGGACUAAAAUGUUUCCUUGUCAUCAGUUUUCUCACUUCUUGGAAAUAAGACUUAUGUCAAUAUCCAGCGCUUUGUUUUUAAAAUGCUUCUUGCUGGUGAGUAGUCACUGUUUUCUUCCUUCCUAGUUUUACAAUGAAUUGACUGAAAUCCUUCUGAAGUUCCAAAACAAAUGCACUGACAUUGUGUUUGCACGCAAAACGGAGAGAGAUGAACUUCUGAAGUAAGCUUGCUCCACCUUCAAAUAUUAGAUUAUAUUUCAUCUUAAUGGUUUUCUUAACUACCUUUGAGGGAAGAGUUCCUUCCAGUCAGGGGGACUUGAGAUCAGAGGUGACUCUUCAAAUGAUAAAUAUCCAUUUAUUGUAAAUGCUUGGUAGUAAUCUCUGAGAAAAUUACAGGAAAUGCUUAAGUCAUACUGCAGUAACUUAUUUAUGUGUGUCAAGACGUUGGCCAAUUAGUAAGGGCUAAAUAUGUAUAUAUUAUGCAUAGAGCCAGCUAUAUUCCUCUAUUCUGGUGGUGCCCCAACUUAAAAAUUGCCCAUGGUCUUGGCAGAUCACUUAAUGUUUUUUUCUGCCUUUUGUAGUUUAUGUCAUGUGUUUAAUGUUAUGUGGUUUUUAAUAGGAUUGCUACUUCUGUUUUUAAAGCCCUGUGUUUUAUUGUAUUUCAUAGAAUUCAAAACGUAAUACAAUGUAAGAAAGGAGUUGUUAAAAUGAAAUUAAUACAGACAUUUAUUGUGAUGGGUGCGUCAGUUCCCAUCUUCAGCCGCAAAUCCAGACAUGCUGUGGCUCACCAGAAUGAAGCUCACAGACCACAGUUUGGGGAUCCCUGCUCUAUUUCUUACAAACAUGUCUCUGGCAUUCUGCAGUUUUUGAACUUUUUUGUCUACAUACUUUAGGCAGCAAAUUUCACGUGUGUGGAUCCAGAGAAGUACAUACAGAGUUUUUCUUACAUUCUAGAGCUGCUGUGGUCCCUUUACAGCCUAUUUCAGCUGUUCUUCAGGGUCACGGACGAACACAUCCCUUGCAUGAGCAAAUUGGGCACUUUUGACAAGCUAUAGUGUCUGAAGUUUGGAGCAUGGUUUUCUUUGCAAUAGAAACAACAUUUUUGCUUCUUUCAAAUGCCAUUUGAUCCGAAAAGGCCGUAUUUAAUUCUGCUAAGCUUUGGUGAGAUUAAGCUCAACCUAAUUGCAGAGGUAAUUUGACCAGUUUUAUAAUAGCUUGGUAGCUUUCUCUGCAAAGACCCUGUGUAGGUGUGUAUUGAAUAUUAAUUCUAUGUUAGGUGGGGAAAUAUUGCAGCAAUCUAUUAUGUUUCAAAUCUUAUGAAAAACAUUUUCCUUUUAAGAGAUUUGCAGCAAAGUAUUGCUAGAGAACCCAGUGCGCCUUCUUUUCCUUCUGUGCCUGCAUACCAAACUGGGGGAAACAAACCUCCAGCCUCAUCAACUCCAACUCCAGCUCCCAGAACCAGCGUGGUAAGUAAAGGAGCCAUAAAAAAAUUUUCUAGUGUUAUUUGCCCUCAUAGCUGUUUCUUGAAUGAGAAACCACCUGUUCCGUGGUGGUUGCUAUUGCAGGUGGGCAGCAUUUCUGUUUGCUUAUUUAAAUAUAUACGAUACUACUUAGCAUUACAAAUCUUGAAGCGGUUUAUCAAGAUAGAAACGAUUUCAAAAAAAUAAAAAAUACAUGAACACAGUUUCAAUAAAAACAGUGCCCCAGUUAUCCACAAUACUAUAAGGCGGUUGGAUUAAUGUUACUAGUCAGGGAAAACCCAAGCCAGCAAAUAAGUUUUUCGUAAAGCAUUUCAGUGGUGGAGCAUUUCAGAAUGUAGGUGCCACUGUGAAGAAGGCCUGCUUUUGUGUUGCUCCCAGGUUCUGACACCAUCAGCAAGGUCUGUAAAGAUCUAGUCGACCUGCUGUGGUUACAUAGUACCCUCUUUGUCUGGCCCUUGGACCUCUUGCUAGACCGCUCCCCUUCGUCCCAGGCCACACCUGUCAGUGACCCAGCUUCACGUCCCCAGUAUUUAUGGCUGACUGGAAUUACUACUGUUAUUAUCAAUUGAAUUUAUACACCGCCCUAUACCCAGAGGUCUCAGGGCGGUUCACAGAAUAAAAUCAAAAUAUAAAACCACAAAAUACAUAAUCAAAAUAAAAACAACAACCCAAUAAUCGCCCACCCCCCAAAAACCACAUUUUAAAAGGGCAUAGGAUCCUCACAACAUUUAAAGUAAGACAGUUAACAAACCUGGAUAGGAGCCACUCAUUGGAAAGACUGUGAUCUCAGAAAUGUCUGUGGCAAGAUUUAUUCGCAAUCUAAUUGGCCAGGUGUGGAAUGUGUCCUUAACCUCUGUUAGAGGAUGGAGAGAACGGGUGGGUGUAUAAGGGAUUAUUGGAACUAGCACAAAGGUAACAUUUAUAUUAACUGGUAAAGGUAAUAUUUGUAUCCGCACUGGCAGGUGGCCCCCAGAAGGUUAUAUGGCCCUUGGGAUUAAAAUAUAGCGAAUAGGUAGCAUGGCCUUGGGCUGUUCAGAGCUUAGACUUGAAGCCUUGUUUCUUGACUUACGUUUCCUAUUGUUUUUCAGAGCCUAUUCUGCUUAGUGCCACACACAGAUGAUAGCAUUGUAGUUUAUGUCUAUGCAGCUCACACCUAACUCCACUUUUCUUAUUUAGGCCAGUAAACCACAGCCCCCAGCACGCCCUCCCCCGCCGGUGAUUUCUUCGGCAAAUGCACUCACUACUCCUGUACAAGCAGCCAUUGGGACAGCACCUUCUCCGGCUGGCUCUACGGCUAGCACAGCACCUUCACAGGCUCAGGGGCCGCCUUAUCCGACAUAUCCAGGAUACCCUGGGUAAGUUUGCAAAGAAAAAAGAAAGACCUUAAGCACCACUUGAGAGAUUAGAUUGCUCUUAAUUAUUCAGCAGUAGUCGUCUUCUUUGACGAUCACUCACUCAUAGCCAAGUAAAGAUUGUCUUCCAAAAACAAGGUCUUAACAGUGAGUCCGUAAGUGACUGGAGGCCAAUUCUGGAUCCGCAUGUCCUUCCACAGUGGGGACAUAGGUUUCUGGGUGGGAGCUGGUUACGGUGAGGGUUUGCCAAGUGUGCCUUCCUCUUAGCAUGUUUCUCCCUUUUGUCCUGAGUUCGAGCGUCUUCAAAGCCCAUGACAUCUUUGGUAAAGGCUGUUCUCCAGUUGGAGCACUCGAGGGCAGUAUUUCCCAGUUGUCGGUGUUUAUACUCCAUUUUUUUAGAUUUGCCUUGAGAGCCUUUAAACCUCUUUUGUUGACCACCAGCAUUAUGCUUUCCAUUUUUAAGUUUGGAAUAGAGUAAUUGCUUUGGAAGACGUUAAUCAGGCAUCCGAACAAGAUGACCAGUCCAACGAAGUUGAUGUUGAAUCAUUGCUUUGACGCUGGUGAUCUUUGCUUCUUCCUGUACACUGGCAUUAGCUUGCCUGUCUUCCCAAGUGAUGUGUAACAAUUUUUCGGAGACACUGUUGAUGGAAUCUUUCAGGGAGUUGGAGAUGGCGUUUACAAGCGGUCCGUGUUUCACAAGCAAUAGUAGCACCAAGUUAAAGCUUAAGAGUAGAGCUCUUGCUAGUGGAAGUUAUUGUGGCAGGAGGAUGUCAGAAUGGGACCUCCCCUAGAGUAUUAAGACCCUAUUAAGGAUUCCAAAAUUCUGGAAAGCUGUUUUUUUAGCAGAAGGUUUGAUGGGCUAUGGAGAGGGAGAUCCUUCAGAAGGCCAACUGGAGAGGUUUAUGUGCUCUGUGGUAUUGUAACUGUACAUCCUGCCACUUUUUGUUUUUACAGAUACUGCCAGAUGCCUAUGCCAAUGGGCUACAAUCCUUACAUGUAUGGCCAGUUCAAUCUGCCAUACAAUCCUGCGGCUAUGUACCAAAAUCCUGGACAAACACCGUAUCCAGGACCACAGCAGCAUGGAUAUCCUUACCCACAACACCCUCCACAACAGCCUGGAUAUCCUUAUCCACAGCAAUAACAUAUCUGCAAAGAAGCACUGCUUGUUAUAACUAAGAGAAACUUGCAAUAAGCAUACUAAAUCUUUAGUUCCAGUUAGUGUACCUCGCUGUAUUGAAAACGCUCCGUAACUUUUCUCUGGUUAGAUUCUCAAACAUUCUGUGCUCCCGAUUGGAUUCUGACUGUAUUAAACCUCUUAAAGGAUCAGCAGGCUGCAUCUGUAGUACGUGAACAGAAUUAGAUCACAGCAAACGGUGUGAACUACACUUAAACCAAAAUUCUUUAUUAAAAAAAAAAGUAAUUUCCUAUAAAUAGUAUUUGGGGUAAUUGAGAUGAAAAGCAAAAGGAAUUGCACUGGGUGAGAUUUAGUCCACAAGACUAAAUGCGGUUUCCUUCUAUAUUUUGCUGGUUUGUAUUUUGGGUAUCGGUUUAGCUCACAAUCAAGACAUUGUAAAUCUUAAGUGCAACAUAAUAUUGCAUAGAGUUGGUUUAGAAAUGUUUAACAGUAGAUAUUUCUUACUACCCUAUAACUGGUGUUAUGUUUCUGAAGUUUGGGUGCACUCUUUGGCGUUGGUUUUUGAAGCCGAGGUUUCUGCUAAACACUCAAGGAUGGAGACUGGUUGUAUUUAAGUUCCUGUAAUAUACAAAUGAUUCCAUAGAUCAAUAUUAUGUUACCCCAGAAUGAGCAAGAAAAAUAAAUAAAUCUGCAUAUUUUUAUUGAAUCUUUCAGAAGACGCUUUCAAGUUGUAAGAUGUUCAUCAGUGAUGAUUUGCAAAAAAAUGUUGCUAAAUUGCUAUUCAUGACUGGCUGAGAAGUAAAACACUUGACAUUUAUUUUG